This is a messenger RNA of Arthroderma uncinatum, 618 nucleotides long. Its product is annotated as GTP-binding protein ypt7. NCBI's taxonomy places the organism in Eukaryota, Fungi, Ascomycota, Eurotiomycetes, Onygenales, Arthrodermataceae. The record is from RefSeq and is a predicted model, not a curated record. The coding region runs from base 1 to 618 and encodes 205 amino acids. Gene Ontology annotation, cellular component: phagocytic vesicle; vacuole; late endosome. Gene Ontology annotation, biological process: regulation of vacuole fusion, non-autophagic. Gene Ontology annotation, molecular function: GTPase activity; GTP binding. The transcript is spliced from 6 exons.
AUGGCGUCCCGCAAGAAGGUUCUAUUGAAGGUCAUCAUCCUCGGCGAUAGUGGCGUUGGAAAGACAAGCUUGAUGAACCAAUAUGUCAACAAAAAAUACAGUGCUAGCUACAAAGCUACCAUUGGAGCGGAUUACCUUACCAAGGAAGUUAUGGUAGACGGACGACUGGUUACGAUGCAGAUAUGGGAUACCGCGGGGCAGGAGAGAUUCCAAUCUUUGGGAGUCGCCUUCUACCGAGGUGCGGAUUGCUGCGUUCUGGUAUAUGAUGUCAACAACUCGAAGAGUUUCGAAACUCUGGACAGCUGGAGAGAUGAAUUCCUCAUUCAGGCCAACUUGCGAGACCCCGAAAGCUUCCCAUUCGUUGUGCUAGGGAACAAGAUCGAUGUCGAGGAAAGCAAAAGAAUGAUCUCCUCGAAACGAGCCUCCACAUACUGCCAGUCGAAAGGAAACAUUCCAUACUUCGAGACCAGUGCCAAAGAAGCUAUCAACGUAGAACAAGCGUUUGAAGUUAUCGCCAAGAGCGCACUUAUGCAAGAAGAGUCAGAAGAGUUCAAUGGCGACUUCGAGGAUGUCAUCAAUGUUCAGCAUGACAGUGAUCGAGAUGCGUGCGCCUGUUAA